GUUGCUGUGCCAGUUUAACAUGGAGAACAGACUUGCAGAACAUUGAGGCAGCUAUCAAGACCAUAGCUUUCCCGUAAACCGAGGCACUUGCAUAAGAGGGACUAAGAAUGGCAGAAUCUGGUAAAGGUGAAGACGAUUCCAUCCAGACCAAUCUCAAUUCAUAUAGUAUCCAUACUUCUGAGGACCAUAUGAAUAUGUAUAACUCCUCGGCUGAGAAUUACGAUGAGGAUAUUGUAUUGAUAAAUUAUCGGGCACACAUUUAUUCCCGUGUUUCCCAAAGAGCGAGAUAAUGCGUUGGUUCUUGAUGUCGCCUGUGGAACGGGGUUGACUGCUGCACAGUUCCAAACUUAGGUUUUAAAAACGUCCAUGGAAUAGAUGGCAGUGACAGAAUGCUGAAGAUAGCAGAAUCCAAAGGUCUCUAUCAGAGUCUGAGAAAGUGCAUGAUCGUCCCUGAUGAACAGCUCCCUACACCCUCAGAUACCUACGACUUAAUAAUAGUUGUUGGAGCUCUGUCCAUUGGACAUUUGUCACCCGAUGUACUUCCAGAACUGCUGAUGAUCACCAAGCCAGGAGCAUAUGUCUGCUUGGCAGUGAAAGAUGAAGGGGACGGCAGUUACAAGCAGCAUCUGCUAAGGGUUACAGAAGAAUUGGAGAAUAAGGGGCUGUGGACUAAGGUUGUGACCCGAAGGUUUGAUCAAUGGCAGAAGAUUGUGCUGAAAACUGAAAUAAGUUCAGAGUACAACCAAGGGGGUUUGGCCAUUUACAGAAAAUGUGGUACAUUAAUUUGAUACUAAUCAGUGAACUGUACUUUUACCUAUUCCUCUUACCAAUC
Molecule: messenger RNA, 832 nt
Organism: Amblyraja radiata (thorny skate)
Lineage: Eukaryota; Metazoa; Chordata; Chondrichthyes; Rajiformes; Rajidae
Product: methyltransferase-like protein 27
Exons: 6
Coding region: 390-788 (132 amino acids)
Source: RefSeq, a predicted model, not a curated record